Messenger RNA from Tetrahymena thermophila SB210, 696 nucleotides. Its product is annotated as transmembrane protein, putative. Lineage: Eukaryota; Ciliophora; Oligohymenophorea; Hymenostomatida; Tetrahymenidae. Gene Ontology annotation, molecular function: protein binding. The transcript has 4 exons. The record is from RefSeq and is a predicted model, not a curated record.
AUGAAUUAAAUUAGUGCAACAGGUGUAUUAGGCUUAGGUUUUGCUUUAACAAAUUGCUCUAAUCUCUCGAGUUUGAUACUUGAUCUUUAAUUUUAAUUUGUAUAUUUCUUAGCUGCUUUUUAUUUAUUAGCUUAAUUUUUCUUUGUAUUUUUUCUUUCACUUUUUUUUUUAAUUCAUUUUUAAUUUUCAAUAUUUUCUUUUAUUGUUUAUUUAUUAUUUGAUUUCUUAUUAUUUUAUAUUUUUUCUUCAUCUUUUUUGUUUUAAAUAACUAAUUAAUUAUAUGUUUUUUCUUCAUAUUUAAUUAGUAGAAAUUAAAUUAAUGAUUAGGGAGCAUUACAUUUAAGUAAUGCUUUAGUAAAAUGCACUAAUCUCUCAAAUUUGAAGCUUAAUCUUGGAGAUAAUUAAAUAAGUGCAGUAGGUGUAUCAGGCUUAGGUUUUGCUUUAAAAAAUUGCAUUAAUCUCUCAAAUUUAACUCUUGAUCUUUAUAGAAAUUAAAUUGGUGAUAGAAUAGAAUAGAAAUACUCGCACAUGUAAAUGCACUCAGAAUACGACUUAAAAUUAAUUUUAUUUUUAAUGUUUAUAUAUAUAUUUAAUUAUGUAUUUUUUAGGUGUACAAUCAUUUUCGUUCUCAUAAUUAAUAAUGAAAAGACUAAAGAUAAAUUUAAGAUUUAUUUAUUUUUUUUUUUGUUUUUUUGA